CGGUUGUGAUGUGCUCUUCUGAUAAGCCCAAUGUUUAGUGACUAAAGAACCUUUGUAUACAACCCAGGGCAUGUUCCUUCUGGAAGCUUUCAGCAAGUUCUGUUUGCCAGGUGCUGUGCUGGACGCCUUGGGCCAGGAGGUGUUUGCUGUCUUCAAUCAAUGACUCUUUGUCUUGCACGUGGGGCUGCACAGAGCAGAGGACUCCAUGAGGCACCUCAAAAAAGGGAGGGAUGAGUGAAUGGGCCACUUCAUAAAACGAUGUACAGGACCAGUCUCAUGUCUUUCGGUACCCUGGGUCAUCUCUCCAGCAUCCCUUGCCCCGGUGCAUGGAGGCGUACAGUUGAUGGACUGGACAAAGCUUCUAUAGCAAAUUCGGAUGGCCCAACAGCAGGCUCCCAGACACCUCCCUUCAAGAGAAAGGGGAAACUGUCCACCAUCGGUAAAAUCUUUAAGCCUUGGAAAUGGAGGAAAAAGAAGACCAGUGACAAAUUUAGAGAAACCUCAGCAGUAUUAGAAAGGAAGAUAUCCACAAGACAAAGUAGAGAGGAGCUGAUAAGAAGGGGCGUUCUUAAGGAGUUGCCUGAUCAAGAUGGAGAUGUAACAGUUAACUUUGAAAAUUCAAACGGGCACAUGAUACCCAUCGGAGAGGAAUCUACCCGAGAGGAAAAUGUAGUAAAAUCUGAAGAAGGUAAUGGCUCUGUAGCUGAAAAAGCGCCACUUCUGGAGGAAAAGGCAGAAGAUAAGAAAGAGAACACUGAAAACCACUCUGAAACACCGGCAACUCCUGUUCCAUGUCCUCCAGCUCUUCCUAAGCCUAAACCCAAACCUAAGCCCAAAAAAACACCUGUGCCUCCAAAAGGGGCUGCUGCCGGGGCAAGCCCCAAGGGUGACGAAGUGCCUCCUAGUAAAAAAAUUACCAAGGCUCCUGGUAAGCAGGCCCCCAUCCCUCCACCCAAGCCAACAAGCCGAAACACGACCAGAGAGGCUGCUGGUUCCUCUCAUUCAAAAAAAACAACUGGGUCCAAAGCCUCAGCUUCACCAUCUACUUCCUCCACCUCGUCUCGUCCCAAAGCUUCAAAGGAGACGCUUUCUAGCAAAACAGGGACAGUGGGAAUCACAAAGGGCAAGAAAAAAAGUGGCAAGCAGCCAACCUCUCGACCGUCCACAGAUGCAACCCCUUCUGGCACGUCCGACCUUAAAGGAGAACCUUCUGAGACGAGGGCAGAGAGUCUCAAACCUGAGCAGACUGUCCCUGGGACCCAUGAGCAGACCUCAGGCACAUCUCAGUCUGCAGUCCCUCCACCUGCUCUGGCUCCACCGCCUCCUCUCCCCGCCCCUCCUCUUCCUCAGGAGGAGCAGUGCUCUGUUGCCUCAGACACUCCUGUUGUCCUGGUCAGCAGUGGAGCUGACCUGCCCGUCCCUGCCUUAGACCCAAGUCAGCUUCUCUGGACCGAAGAGCCAGCCAACAGAACCACUGUCCUCUCAGGCACUGGCUUGAGUGUUAGCAGAGAAAAUGCAAAAUGUUUUACAACCAAAGAUGAGCCAGGAAAGGUGACACCUCAGCUACUGACUCCUGGGCUGAUGGGAGAAUCUUCAGAAUCCUUCAGUGCCCCGGAGGACGAAGGCCAAAGGGAUUACCAGUCCAAUGACUCGGACUCUGAUGGGCCUGUCUUGUACACUGAUGAUGACGACGAUGAAGAGGAUGAAGACGAGGAUGGCAGUGGAGAAAGUGCUUUGGCAAGUAAAAUACGACGAAGGGAUACUCUUGCUAUCAAACUUGGCAACAGACCAUCAAAGAAGGAACUAGAGGACAAAAACAUCUUGCAGCGCACAUCUGAAGAGGAGAGGCAGGAGAUCCGACAGCAAAUUGGAACCAAGCUCGUCAGGAGGCUUAGCCAGAGGCCCACGACUGAAGAAUUAGAGCAAAGAAAUAUCCUAAAACAGAAGAAUGAAGAAGAAGAACAAGAAGCAAAAAUGGAACUUAAACGCAGACUCAGCAGAAAGCUCAGCCUGAGGCCCACGGUGGCGGAGCUACAAGCUCGAAGGAUCCUGCGGUUUAAUGAGUAUGUAGAAGUCACCGAUUCUCCUGACUACGAUCGCCGGGCAGACAAGCCCUGGGCCAGGUUAACACCUGCAGACAAGGCAGCAAUAAGGAAAGAACUAAAUGAAUUUAAAAGCACAGAAAUGGAAGUUCAUGAAGAGAGUCGACAGUUUACAAGGUUUCACCGUCCAUAAUGAAGUGUGAGACUCUUUGGAAACAUAGACUGAUCAUCUUUGGGGGAAGCCUCUCUUCCUGAAAACCUGAUAUUGCACUGGGAUUUGAAUGUGUGUGUUUCCGUUGAACUGGUGAAGGAAGUGUAUGGAAAGUGCUCCCCACUUGCACAGCCCAGAUGGGGCCAACGAGCAAAGGGAGGGGUGCAGUGACUCUGCUGUCCAGCAUGUGUAUUGAUGGUAAGCAACACCAUGGUUACAUCAGUUAUUCUCCAUCAGGAGUUUUAAUAAAAGAAGAUGAGCAGAAGACAAUCGCUGGCUCCCUGUUUCCAGAAAGCCAAAUUGUAGAGUGCAGGUUAAAGAGAAAUUGGGGCCUGGAGUUGCUGGGCACUGGAAAGGGGUGGGGGUGGAAAAUCAGAAAAAAAGAGAAAUAUUUCAUUAUGUUAAUGAAGAAAAGAGAAAAAUCGAAGCAUAAAUAUUUUUGAAGAAAGCUUUUGGUAGCUGAGAACUUAUUAAGAUAUGGGAAUCUAAUCACCUAACGUGGAUUCCUUAAAGACCUGAUCCUGGAAUAUUCUCGUUUCACCGUUAUGUUGGUGCAGUAUAGUACCAUUAUUUUAUGUUGUGCCAGUGAAUCCAAUUGCCAGAAAUAAGUCUGAGUGUUUUCAUGCAUCUUUUUCUUAAAUGCAAGAGUUUUAUUGACUCUUAACAAGCAUGCCUGCCCAAAUUUUGUUGCAUGUUUUAAGUGGCAUAGCUAUACACACUUUUUUUUUUAAUACUCCUUAUCUAAUGUACCAAACUUCUACAAGGAUAACAGGACUGGGAAUAAAGUCAGAUGAAUGUGAUCCUAUAAUUCUGUAGGAAGCUUUAGAAAUAAAUCUUUUGGUCUUUCCCUAGCUUGAUUAUCUUCAAAGUUGAAGUAACCAUACUUGAUCUAAGGAAGAUAAUAUUGACAAUCACGACACCUUUUUAAAAAAUCUGAGUCCAAAGGCAAAUGUAAAUGUUCUGCCAGCAGUUAGUUCUGAAUGGGCAUGGAAAGGACUACUUAUUUUCAGGGCUGCAUUAUGUUGGAUUGCUGCUAUUAAAAAAAUUAAGUACAUGGAUCAAAAAUAUAUAUAUAAAUACCCGAAGGCAAAACAACACAGAAAAUUUCUGCUAAGUUGCAAGUGAGGAGAACCUCAUUUUGUAUUUUAAGAGUCUGCAGAUUGCAUCUGUAAGUAUAGCAUUGACUUGCAAUGCAAAAGAAUCAGUGAGAUUAAAGUCACGGAAGGUUCCUCUGUGAGCCUACAGUCAGUAUUGUUUACAUUAAGAAACCCUCAAUUGCCAUCCUGCUAUUUUCCGUGGAGUUGCAGGCACAGCAUGGCUUCUGCUCCCAAAUACAUAUGAUCAGAUGUAAAUACUACCUUGCAUUCAAUUGUUCUUUCAUGAUUGUUUUGUGCUCCUUUUAUUGAAAACACAUGAGACCUACAAUAACAAGACAAGACCUAGUAGACUUUGUUUUAUCUUCAGAGCUUGGGCUAGAAUUUUCUGAAAUGCUUCUGGUUGAUGAUAUGGAAGACUGUAAUUGGUGAUUUCAACCAAAAAAAGCAAACAUUUAAUCUGGUGGAUAAGUUUGGGUCCUGUCAUUCAUUGAUGUUUUAUAGAACCACUUGAAAUUGGGUGAUUUUGCUUAAAAAUAAAAAGUUUUAGCCCCAGUUGGCCUAUUACAAAAAGCCGGGACCAUUUUCUAAGAAAAGUAAGCAGCAUUGUUGCACCUUUUGCUGUACUCAGAUACAUGCGUAAUAAACCCAGAUUCUGUACUGUUGUCAUUUCGUUACUUGUAUAAGAUGUAUUUUUGCUUUUGAAAAAAAAUGUUCUGCGUGCCCAAGUGUCUUUCUCUGGCUGAAAGGUUUUGUCCGUUUCAUAGUAUUUAAAUCCAACCACGGACAUUAACUUUGUUCUAAUUUUUUGCCGAAGCCAUCCUUUUCCUUAUAAUAUUAUUAUAUUAUCAUUGUUGUAUCUUGGGAAAUGUUCCAAGGAAUGUAAUGUUAUUUUAAUUUUCUAUACUUAAAAUCUUUAAAUGUUAUAAUUUUUAAUCAUGAGGCCUCUAUAAAAUGGUAAAUAUAAGACAUUAUCACUGUUUUAGCACUCAAAAUACAUGCCAUAGAAAGUCUCUACUUGGUUGAUAAAAGGAGCAGUUUUUUCCCCACUCAUGGUGCAUAUGAUGCAGUUUUUUUAUUUUCUACAAUGAGAUGCACCCGGUACAAAGACGAGACUCCUGUCCCUCUUGAUAUGUCAGAUUUAUGAAUGACCCACACUCUUUCUUCAAACCGACUGACACAUUUAAACAAAAGUUUAAAAGAGCGAAAUUAAAAAGUCAAAAAUAUUACCACUGCUAGUCUAAUACUUAGGAAUUGGAACCACCAGUUACAUCAUUAGAAUGAUUCUUUACAUUAAAAGCUAUGGAAAGAAUCGAAGGAUUGUGAGCUAACCUGUAUUUUUCAGAAUAAGGCUCUGUGUUCAUAGGUAAUUUUAAAAGGUAGAAACACUGCAUGUUUACCCAGCAGCCCAUCCAGAGGUCUCUUGUCUGGCAUCCCUAACGGUGGACCACCGUCCAUAUAAUUAGGCCUCUGCCCAAUGCCAGCAUUUCCGCUAUCCAACCAAUAAGCUGCAGUUCUAUGAAAAAAAAAUGUGUGUGUGAAUUGGGCUGUUGUAACACAACACCGGGCUUUUCCCUAUUUAAAGUGAGACAUUAGGCUGACACAGAGGAAGUGAGUGAGUUUUCCUGAGUCCCCAAGAUGUGAUUAGGGAAGAAAACAAGCCCAUAUCCAGGAAGAUCUCUGGCAGGAAGGAACCAGACAGACUGUAAAACACAAAGUGGCCAUUUCUGUCUUUUUUUAAAUGGAGCAAAAGAACAUUAACAUUAAAGUAGUAAGAAGACGCUGUGGGCUUUAUCAGCAUCUUUGUGGCCUGAUGAAAUGAGUCCUCUGGUGAUCAGCAUUAAUUUAAGGCAGCCCUGCCUGAUAAUUCCCUGUGUAUGUGAAAUGUCUUGCAUUUUUUAUUUUUGAUAUAAUUUACCUUUAUGUUAAUGCCUUAAAUUAUUUGAACUAAAUCUGUAAUAUUCAGAGAACCAUUUAGGGUAUUUGAAUUGCGUUAAGUGGAAGAAAAAGCAAACUCAUCUAUCUCUCUGAUUUACCCAGAAAAACAGACGACUUUCUGGUUUCAUUUUCAUGUCCUUUAUUAGCAUAAUGAUUGUAGUCACUUAUCUUCUUCUAAUGUUAGUAAAUAUGUUCUGUUAGAAAGUUUUGAAAUGUAAGUGAAAAUCUAUUUAAGACAGUAAAGGAAUUGAAUACACCCUUCCAAAAUCAUCAGAUACUGAAAAUGACAGAUAAUUUCUUAAAACCCCUAAUUCCAUGCUACGUUGGUACUUUGAAAAAAAUCCAGUAGCUUACACUUAAAAGAGAAAAAAAACUCUGCAUUAACACUGCAUAUCCUGAUAUGUACCACGUUUUAAGAUGUAACGGUUAUUAUAAUCAGUAAUCAGACAACUUUCAAAAAUGAUACUGUAUUCACGAUAGAAAAAGACAGUCUCACCUACCACAUAGUAGCAUGUGCACAUUUAAAGAGUGAAAGCUCUCUUUUCCUCCUUUUUGCUCAAAAAUUUCUUCAGCUUUUUAGGUUUUAAGCGGUCCCAGAAGCACAUUAAACACAGUGAGAAGUCUUCUUCAAAACAGGUGAGAUGGAAGAUAUGUACAUUUGUGUCAUUUCAUCAGUACGGUAGCUGAAACAUUCCUGAAUUCUAGUCGUAUUAUUAACCCUAACCUUACUAAGUGAAAGUGUAUAAUUUGAGACAAGAACUAAUUUCUUCACAUCAUUAGAGUAUGAUGUGAGCAGUAAGGAACCACUAAGAUGUAAUUUAUUUACAGAAUUGUCCCUUGGCUCUUGAAAUAGGUUAUGUUCCACUAUUCGAGGUCUUCUUAUUGGCAGGCUAUAUCACAUUAUUUUGCUUGGCAAAGCAGAAUGAACUUCGGGAACUGAAAUCUGGCCUGGAGGGGAAUGCAAUGGCAAAAGUCACCAUCAAAUUAAUAGACCAUCUUUCUGAGAGAAAGCUCAUCUUUAGGUAGUUCAAAUCCAAGUUUCAAAGAGCAGCAUGAGGAACUACUAUAACUUGGUGGUGACCAAAGGGUGGUGGGGUCAAAGGUAGAGUAUUCCCAAACCAGUUGUCAUUUUCACUUUCCCUUUAUUUUUGGUAAUAAUUAUGCUUAUGUUCUGUAUGAAAAUGGGAGCCACCAUUAGCCGUAUCCGGAAAACAAUGGAAGCAUAAUUCACAAGGUCGUUCCAAAUUAAGAAAUCCCACUACAUAUUCUGUAAGAUUUCUGGCAAAAAUAAGAUAAAAAUAAAAUAAAGAAGAAUCCUGUGGCAGCUAUUCUCACUGAAAGCCAACCUUAGAGGGCAGGGGUCAUUUUUAGCUGUGCUAGGAUUUACUGCACGAAAAAUGUCGUGGAGCUUGUCGCAUUGCUGACACAGACUGCACCUAUGACCACAGCGCUGUUGAUCAGUGUUUCUCAGUGGGGGUGCUGUUGGCAUUUGGAGCUGGGCAAGUCUUUGUUUACAGAAACGUUCCCUACACUGCAAGAUGUUUUAUAUCCCAAGCCCCUGCUGAGCAAAUGCCAGUAGCAUGCCCAGUCACUGUGAAAACCAAAAGUCAGAAGCGCUCUCCCAUGUUCGAAGGCCCUCCUAAGGCAGUACCACCUCCCUUGAGUCCCACUGUAUACUGCCAUUUGAGGACACACAGCGAAAAAUACCUAUUUCAAAACAUCAUCUGCAUUACUUUGGGCCCUGAAUAGUUUCUUCCCCCUUUAUUUUUCAAGCCUUCUGUUUCAGUGAAGCUUUAAUUUGCCAGUUCCUCAAGGGAGGAGGUUGCUGGGCAGCCUUGGCAGGUUCAAUGGGCAUAGUCACUCGGCUAGUCCCGGUAUGUACUUACAGGAGAAAUUUCAAAUGAAGCAAGCUUUUUUUUUUUUUUUUUUUUUCUGUUUUGGCUUCACCGUUUUUACCUAAGAACUACACUGUUGGUCACCAUCUUUGUCAGUGUCUUGAGGAUUAUUGCAUGGCUUAACCGCAAAUAUAGCUAACAAUCCACAUAAACCAAACUGGUGUGGUCCAUGAAAAUCACCGUUAGGUUUCACCAGUAAGGUACAUCCCUUGAGUUACAAAGCAAUCACCUAUUUAUCCAAUUAAAGAAGCAUUAAAUCCACAUGCAAAUGCUUGAAUUCCUCUCGUAUAACUAUGAUCAUGCAGUUCUUUUUUAAAAUGUAUCAAUACUGAAUUAUGAAGGAAGUGUGGAUUAACUGGAUUGCAUGCAUAUUGUUCAUACUUCCAUGAUGGUCACACACAAAGCAAGAUGAUUUUACCUUGUUGAAACACUGAACUACGCUAACGAUACAGAAACAUACUUAACUCUCUCUGUUGCUUUUUAUCGCCAAAACUGAAUGGUAAAUGAUUUGGAUGAAUUGUGGCUAAUAGAAUGGAAGAAUUAAGCCACUACAAUUUUUCUAAAUACUAAAAUUUCUAAACAUCUUUUUUGAGACAGAGCAACUCAGAGUUGACAAAGGAGGAGGCUAUAUUAUGAACUUUUAGAUGGUGCUUAAGAAUUCUUAUCUUGCUAAAUACCAGUAUUUUUUUCUUUUUAAGAAUAAAUUAAAGGGAGUAAAUGAGGCAGAAUGCCACUCCACCCUCAGGUCAAUUUCAUGGUAUAUUAAAAUGCCAAUAAUAUUUGUGCCACUUGCCAAUUUGGGGGACUUUUCCCUUACUGGAUGAUUUUGUUGUAGUUUGUAUCAUUACGUUGCUUAGAGAGCCUUCACUAAAAGAUGUCACCUUUGCAGUGCUAACUAGCAUUUGAAAACCAUCGGAAUAAAUCUAGGGUCAAACCACUUUCAUUACUUAAAAUCUAGGCACUAAUUUUUAUUUUUAUUUUUUUAAAAUAUUUCUUCUGUGGCUUAGAAAUGUGCCAAUGUGUUCAAAACAUUCUGCACCAGUUUCACCAGAUUUAGUACCUAGCAAAAACUCAAAACUUGUCAUUUUUUUCUAUGUAAUAGUGAUUUUUAAAUAAAGAACUAUACGCAUUCAUUUGUUAUUUUAAUCUUUGGUUAAAGUGAUUAAGAAUGGUAAGCUGUGAUCAUUAUCAGACUGACUGAAUGAUUCCUGAUUUCCAGUAAGUGAUCUAAUUCUACAUAUUACACAGGUACAAUAUCUGUGGGUGUAAAUAACUGGAACUGUACACUGAUUAACAUGACAGUUUCUCUUUUUUUGUUGUUGUUCUUGAUCUGUGCUGUAUUAUAGUAUGUGGGUAUAAAUACCUAUGAGUAUACACAGAUAUGUACAUGUAUUCCACUAUUGUAACCUGAAAGACAGACUAUGUAUUACCUUUUUUAUUCCUUACUGGUGUUUGUGUUAUUUAAAAAGCAAAAUUAUGCUUUAUUUAGUUGUAUAAUAUUAUAGGAUACUUUGCUGUGCACAAUUCCAAGUGCCUUAGAACAUUGUUUAGCUUUCUUACGUAUAUAUAAAUGCAUAUAUGUAUAAAAUCGGGAAAAGUUACCUCAAUAAAAUCAUUGGGAAAUCCCCAA
Messenger RNA from Ailuropoda melanoleuca (giant panda), 8810 nucleotides. It is a transcript of the gene PHACTR2, whose product is annotated as phosphatase and actin regulator 2. The transcript is spliced from 13 exons. NCBI's taxonomy places the organism in Eukaryota, Metazoa, Chordata, Mammalia, Carnivora, Ursidae. Gene Ontology annotation, molecular function: actin binding. Gene Ontology annotation, biological process: actin cytoskeleton organization. Bases 259 to 2235 code for a protein of 658 amino acids. The record is from RefSeq and is a predicted model, not a curated record.